AUGCACCGAGCAUCCGGCCUCGAUCCUGAACCCACAAUAUCUGCACAAGCUGAAAAAGGAACGCCUGACUGGCUGAUUAUUUUUGCGUUCUGCUUGACGGUUGGAGCCAUUCUGUGCGUUCUGGCUGCGAUCGCCACUAAAGACAAGUGGUACGGGCCCAGCAGACGAAGCCUGAACAUCGAACCCGUCGUAUCUACUGAGGAAUACGGCAAAACAGCAACUCUGCCCCUGUCAGACAAAGAGCAGCAAUUAAUGACACUCAUGAGCUCCGAAAAACAGACCGAAAAGGACUUCACUAUCAUUAGCCUGGAAGAAAAGGAAAAGGAAUAUCUGAUGUAGCACAG
Molecule: messenger RNA, 344 nt
Organism: Trichomycterus rosablanca
Lineage: Eukaryota; Metazoa; Chordata; Actinopteri; Siluriformes; Trichomycteridae
Gene: cd44a
Product: CD44 molecule (Indian blood group) a
Exons: 4
Coding region: 1-339 (112 amino acids)
Source: RefSeq, a predicted model, not a curated record